AUGGCAGCGCAACUCAUCAUGCCCACGCUGCCUGGAGAUCAGCCGCAGUCGCGGCACUUCCUCCCCAACCAGCACCACCGGCCUCAGCACGCGCGCUCCCACUCUUAUCAAGUUCCCCAGGGACCUCAAAUCUCUCCCCUCGACACCUCCGCCAUGCCUCAGCACCAGCCCUACUCUACGCCGCCUUCUCCCAAGGGCGGGAGCCAGCACUUCCGUCAAGGUGGUCAACCCAUGUACAUGCCCGCCGUCCUACGACCCUGCCACGAGUUUACGUCCCGCAAGGUGACGAGAUGCAAGACGGCCGGCUCUACCUCCUCAACCGACUCGGACUCGACGCUGCGUCGCUCCAAUACCGCCAUCAUGAGUAUUCCGGGCUUGUCUCUCCUUGGCCAGCGAUUGUCGCGGCGCUCGACUGAUGAGCCCAGCAAGACGCUGGAUGGAGAGUGGAAACUCGAUGCGUUCCCCGAGGUGACGGGACUGCCCUCGCGCAUGCAUUGGAAGCCCGAUACUGAAUCCACCGUCUGCGACGACCCGACCUGCAAGCGCACCUUCAACUACUUUGUCCGCCGCCACCACUGCCGCAAAUGCGGCAACAUCUUCUGCGACUGGCACUCCAGCGCUGUCCUGCCCCUGGACCAAAACGGCAGCUUCAACCCUCGCGCCGGUCCCUCGCGAACCUGCAAUCACUGCUUCCAAGAGGUCAAGGCUCUCGUCCACACCAGAAACAACAGCCAGUCUUCCAGCUCCACAGCCUCAGAUGCCAUGCCUCCGACGCCCAUCAACGCCCCGACAGCACCGGGUGUAACGCCCCCCCACAAGGCCGAAGUGGCAGCCAGCGUUCCUCGCGACUGGAACUGGAGUACUUUUUGA
Messenger RNA from Metarhizium brunneum ARSEF 3297, 870 nucleotides. RefSeq lists its product as uncharacterized. The record is from RefSeq and is a predicted model, not a curated record. Gene Ontology annotation, molecular function: metal ion binding. Lineage: Eukaryota; Fungi; Ascomycota; Sordariomycetes; Hypocreales; Clavicipitaceae.